Molecule: messenger RNA, 4042 nt
Organism: Ruditapes philippinarum (Manila clam)
Lineage: Eukaryota; Metazoa; Mollusca; Bivalvia; Venerida; Veneridae
Product: sperm flagellar protein 1-like
Exons: 8
Coding region: 218-1222 (334 amino acids)
Biological process (GO): regulation of cytoskeleton organization
Cellular component (GO): axoneme
Molecular function (GO): microtubule binding
Source: RefSeq, a predicted model, not a curated record
UGGUAACUACAUACAACAAUACCGAUUUCCGGUGAGAGGUUUAAGUGAACGAUCUAUAAGCAGUGGUAUAGGACGCUAUACAUGAAGGUGAUAUAUAUAAACCGAAAAUAAAGGAAAAAACAAUGGAUAUGAUAAGAUAUUGACGUUAAAACAAAGGUUCUGUCUGUAUUUAUACAAGCAAAAUAUAAGUAUAAAAAGACAAUAUAAUUAAAAUUCAAUGGAGACUAUUACAGCUAGAAGAGAAAUGAACGGGAUGACGAAAGUGGAUAUGGAGGAAUAUUUCGAUGAUGUAGAGGUGGAGUCACUUUAUAGCUGGAUAGACAGAAUACCAUUGUCAAGACCUAAGAAAAAUAUUUCUAAAGACUUCGCCGAUGCAGUUCUGGCUGCAGAAAUUGUAAAACAUUAUUUUCCUAGAAUGGUAGAUGUUCACAAUUACACACCAGCAGCAUCGACAAAACAACGCUUAGAAAACUGGUACCUUCUUAAUAGACGUGUCUUCAGACGAUUGGAACUGGAUUUAUCUGAUGAUGUUCUACGGGCACUUGCAAACUGUAAACCUAAGGUGAUAGAAAGAGUGCUUAUGUUGUUACGGCUCCAGAUAGAUAAGUUUCUUGAGAAAACAGGUAGGGAUUCCCACUGGCGCCGGCGAGAACUAUAUUACCAAAAUCCUGACCCAGUGUUAAGGCUUCAUCUCAAUACACCACCGUCUCACCCUAAUACCCCACCAGGAAUCAAGUCCCCAAGGGGUGGAGACACAUCAAACAGGUCAAUGUCACCAAAUAGGCUAACAAAAUCUGAGGGAGGUGCCUCACCACGCAAAUAUAACAAGGGUGAGAUCCCACAUGGACAUCCAGACAGAACAAUCUCACAUUUGAGUAAACGAGAUUUGGCAUUCUAUGACCCUCGAUGGCAAAGUUUUGAUGCGUUAGCCGUCGAUUACCUGGGUUACCCAUUUUCUUAUACUGAUCGGUCAUAUUUUGCUGAUAAGCCCUUACCGCUUUUACCAAAGACGUUCCUGCCGCCCGUGUCUGACAAUAUACCACGUGUUUUAUAUGAGGAGAAGGAAAUGGAAUGUCAAGCCAAGGAAGAAACCAUUCAGAUACUCAAUGCUAAAAUCCGUCGGUUAGAACAUCUGAUUCAUCUGAAGGAUGUAAGAAUAGAAGACCUACACGCCACUCUGCAACACAGUGUAGGACUAGGAUACUCGACGAGAAAGAGAUAAUUACCUCCAUUGCUGUUAACUUACAUACUGUAUAUUUAGCAUAGACAUUUUAUUUGUUACAUCAAUUGCUCCAUGUGUAAAAUAUAAAAGAAAUCUGUGAUAUUUUAAUAAGUCGCAACAUCAAUGGUUCAUUUCAUUAUCGUAGAAAGUUAACAGUUUUGAGUACAUACAUUCAAAAUAAACUACUGCCCACAUAAUUCAUAUGUGUCUGACAUAUGAAAUGAAUAUAGAAAGGUUUUUGACACAAUUUUAGAAGCCUAACAAGAGUCACGAAUUGUAUCAUGACGUUGCGACUAAAGCAGCUUAGACUUAUGUAGAUAUAAUAUAACAUUUUUUGUAUAAUUACUUCGAUAUGAUAGCAGUUAUAGUGUUAUCUGUUCUAGGUUAACAUGUAUGACAUUUAUGAACUGGUUAAAUGGUCGGCAGAACAUGUGUUAGUUACGUGUUGUAUGUUCAUAUCACUCUCUUGUUUUCGUCAGUUAUUUAUUAACAAUCUCAUCCACAUUGUGUCCGCUGUGUUCUCUCUCUCGCUCUCAUUCUCGACUAACCGUCUACUACGUACUAAUACAUUACAGUGACUGGUCUUAUAUAAGGCUCAAUUGAGUAAGUCGGAUACAGAAAGACUUGUAAAUGGCACACCCAUUAAUUAUAUAUACAUGUAAUACAAAAACAAACAUAAUCUAUAUCUAUUUUAUCCUUUGUUUGUCCAUUAAUUGAUUCUGACUUACACCAGUAAUCGCAGAAAACGGUACGGUGGCUGUCUUCAAACUGGAUUUAUCCGUUUUGCCAAAAAUUUACCUACAUCUUAGCGUUGGUGUACAGUUUUCAUUCUAAGUUUACAUUAUUGUUCAAAUGUUUCUUAUUUUAAUUAUUUGAUGAUAUACUUUGUAUCUACCUAUGUAUGAACCAAGGUUCAAUUAUGCUUAUAACGUUUUGAUUAAGUCAUAUCUAAGUAUUAUAAAUCGACUGUGAUACAACAGACAUCGUAUUAUGUUUGAAGCGUUGUUUGUUGAUGGAGAAGUUCGGGCCAACUUAUCCAUAGUUACGUUUCGAUUUCGUAUUUUGGAUUUCGUAACCAAAUAAUUGAGCAACUAUGAAGUGGCGGUUGAGUGAAAAUUCACACUUUUUAUGCUAUAGUUAGAUUCUUUCAUUUACAGCAUUAUUAUAUGUUUAUAUGAUAAGGACAACAAAUCAUAACUUUUUAUAAAUAUGAUUAAUGAUGUUAUCAUUAUGAUUAUUCAGUUGUGCGGCAAGACACAUUAUGAAAAAAAAGACCGCAGAGUAUUUAAGAUCUAAUUCAGUUGAUGUUCUUGAUAAUAUUAUAUGCAAAUUGUUUCAACCAAUUUUCUUUAAUCUAGUCACUAUUUCAUUAAUAAAUCUCACCUCCAUUAUCUCCCUUUGUUGUCAAGUCCUUUACUUUUUCAUUACCUCCCCUUAUUUGAACUCUUCAUUUAUGACUUCUAUUUUAGUUUGUAUGGCCCGUGGAUCUUCUUAGUUGACUGUCCAUUGUGUAUUUGCUUCCAAAUAUUCUUGAAUUAUCAUUAUAAUCAUUUGUAAUACUCAAUAACGGUAGGCUGUUAGUUAAGGUACUUUGUUAUUGUUGUUGUUGUUUUUCUUCUCUUUUUUAUUUAUAACUAAGAUAUGUUACUUUUAAUUAUGAUAUUAUAAAUUGUUGGUAGUCUGUCUGACCUAAUCUAAUACAUAUAUUACUAUAAGAAUAAGAAAAGCAUUACUUUAUUUUUUUUCAAAUACCAUAUAGAUGUUUCUAUAAGAAGAAAUUCAAGUGCAGUUAUUUUAAAUGGUUAUUUCGGUCUUUAAAUAUCUGCCCAUGGCAAAAAAGGAAACCAUUUUAACUAUGGUAAAUGUAUGGUUUCAUUCAAGAUACCUGUCACAUCUUGCAAAUAUGCUAUAAAGACAAAAUGCAGUGAAAACCAGUAUAACGCUACAAUAAUGUAUAAGAUAUUUGUAAACGUUAUCAAAUUGAACGUUAUGAAUAUAAAACCUAUGUUCUUUGUAUGUUGUAUAAAAAUGUAUCAAAAUAGUAAAUUUAAGGUGCACUACAAUGUUUUAGUGGAUUGGUCUACAAUGGGUAUAUUUUCUACAAGUAUUUCAAAAAUUGAUUGAAAACAAUAGAAGUCUAUCAUUCAUUUGUUAUAUUUUAUAAAAUAUUUCUUUGGUGAAAAAAGUUCUAAGUAAUUUAGCAUGAACAUUUAUAUGACGAAUAUUAAAAUAAUAUUUUGCUAUAGAAUAUUUUAUUAUAUGAUGUACUUAAAUAUGUAAUAUUUGAUCAUGUACGACAACAUCCAUAUAUAAUUAUUUCGUUAUUUGUUUUCAUAUGAUACUUAAUAAUAUCAAUAUAAUUAUUUGUGGUAUAAAAGACCUUCCAUUACGGACCAAUUCACAUUUGUCAGUGUGAUAUACAUGUAGUUCAUCCUUAUAACAAGAAACAACAGUCCAUCUGUCCUGUGAAGAAAUUUAUAUCAAAAUACUAAAUCAUUUUUGUACAAAUAUUUUAUUACGAUUUUGUUUAAACUAGUAUAUCAAGUAAAACACUUUUCUCUGUAUCAACAGACGUGAUUUAUAAAUUGACAGCAUGGAUCCAGACCAGCCUGCGCAUCCGCACUAUGUUGGCUUUGUCAUGGCACGGCUCAUAUAUAUUAUAUGUGAUUUAAUCCAUGCACAGUGAUGACGAAAAGCAAUCAAACGUGUUUUAUAUUAUAUAUUACUUGUCAUUGUAUAUAAUGAUUAAAAAAUUAUUUUUGUAUAAGGCAUGUGUCAUGUUUUGUACUGUAACUAUUGAAAAUAAAUUUAUAGAGUAAG